Sciurus carolinensis (gray squirrel) is the source of this 3056-nucleotide messenger RNA. RefSeq names its product cellular communication network factor 4 (gene Ccn4). Gene Ontology annotation, molecular function: integrin binding; heparin binding. The transcript has 5 exons. The record is from RefSeq and is a predicted model, not a curated record. Gene Ontology annotation, cellular component: extracellular matrix; extracellular region. The coding region runs from base 1 to 1155 and encodes 384 amino acids. NCBI's taxonomy places the organism in Eukaryota, Metazoa, Chordata, Mammalia, Rodentia, Sciuridae. Gene Ontology annotation, biological process: signal transduction; cell adhesion.
AUGCCCAGCCCACCUACCCCCAGCCAAGGAGAGCCAGCCCGGGGUGCAGAGUUCGUGGGCUGCGGCUGCCAGCCUUUCCGGAUAGACUGCAGCCCGCUGGCCCACCCAGGGCUUAAAGAGGCCCUCUCUCCAGUCCCCACAGCCAUGACCUUCACUCCAGCGCCACUAGAAGACACAACCGCAAGCCCCCAAUUCUGCAAGUGGCCGUGCGAGUGCCCGCCGUCCCCACCCCGCUGCCCGCUGGGGGUCAGCCUGAUCACAGAUGGCUGUGAGUGCUGUAAGAUAUGUGCCCAACAGCUCGGGGACAACUGCACAGAGGCUGCUAUCUGUGACCCGCACCGGGGCCUCUACUGCGACUACAGUGGGGACCGCCCGAGGUACGCAAUAGGAGUGUGUGCACAGGUGGUCGGCGUGGGCUGCGUCCUGGACGGGGUACGCUACCUCAACGGGGAGUCCUUCCAGCCCAACUGCAAGUACAACUGCACUUGCAUCGCCGGCGCGGUGGGCUGCACGCCCCUCUGCCUCCGCACGCGGCCCCCCCGCCUCUGGUGCCGUCGCCCCCGGCGGGUGAACUUGCAGGGCCAGUGCUGCGAGCAGUGGGUGUGUGAGGACGAUGCCAGGAGGCCACGCAAGACGGCGCUGCGGGACACCAGCGCCUCGGCGACUGCAGGGGAGGUGGAGCCCUGGCACGGGAACUGCAUAGCCUACACGAGCCCCUGGAGCCCCUGCUCCACCACCUGUGGCCUGGGGGUGUCCACGCGCAUCUCCAACAUCAAUGCCCGGUGCUGGCCUGAGCAGGAGAGUCGCCUCUGCAACCUGCGGCCGUGUGACGUGGACAUCCGCCUGCACAUCAAGGCAGGGAAGAAGUGUCUGUCCGUGUACCAGCCAGAGACGCCCAUGAACUUCACCCUCGCAGGCUGCGUCAGCACACGAUCCUACCGACCCAAGUACUGUGGGGUCUGCACGGACAACAGGUGCUGCAUCCCCUACAAGUCCAAGACCAUCGACGUGUCCUUCCAGUGUCCAGAGGGGCCGGGCUUCUCCCGCCAGGUCCUGUGGAUUAAUGCAUGCUUCUGCAACCUCAGCUGCAGGAAUCCUAACGACAUCUUUGCUGACUUGGAAUCCUACCCUGACUUCUCAGAAAUCGCAAAUUAGGUGGGCACAUCAUGGGAUUGGGGGCCUGGCUCAGUGACGGCAAGGCAGCCAGCCCUCGUGGCCAAGAACUCCACAAUCGAGCCUUCUUUUGUCUGUUUCCUCUGCACUUCCGAGUACCUGAUUUGGCACAUAGCCUCCUGCCCUUACCCAGAUGACCCUUGAUGGUGCCGCUCAGGCACGCACAAUGGUUCCCCUUCUUGGUGGCAUUCAGCCUUACUCCAAAGAAAAUACCUAUCUCUAGCUGUUCUGGAUAAGACCCAAGCCUGAUUCAGCCUGUCCAAGUCAUUGAACAUCCUUAUGCAUUUUGCCCAAGUCCCAAGAAAUGGAAUCAGCUGGAUAUCCAGUAUCACAAAUUCCCUCUUUAGAUGCCAAACUAGGGGAACCUUUAGUGCCUUCAGAAGGAUACAUGAAUUGGAAACAGUAGAAUAAACUGUUACUUGACCUGCCAAAUGUUAUAGGCAAUUGUGCCCAUAACACACUUAAAAGUAGCUCUGAUUCCUAAGAUUUGUGCACCAUUUAGGCAACAAACCUUUGUCAAGUGAGGCUGAUGGUUGUUUGGUUUUGAUUAUCAAUGGAAAACUAUAUUCAUGAACCUGGCAUUGUGGAGGUUCAAUUUCUCUUCACUUCUGCACUGUCAAGGGUCUCAAAUGGGUUCAUCCCAACCAGAAAUUCAAUUUCAAUUUUGUUCAUGAGAAAAAUAUCCAGUCGUUACUCCAGGGACAGGGCAAGGUCAGCCAAUUUUAGAGGUGGCAACUGACCUAAGCACCACAUCUGCUGCUGACCAACAGCUCUGUGGGCAGUGGGCCAGGCUACUCCUUGAUUCUGACCCUCUCUCUGCUCAGGGCUCAGAGGAGUUGGUAGAGUGCCAGAGAGUGUGUUCUGAAACAUUCCUUUACUCUAUGGAACCUUGGGAGAUUCCUCUGAAGUUCAGACCAGAUCUGCCAGGCCAGGUAAGGGUCAAACCACAAAGUGGUUACACCCUUCAUUAGCCUGAAGUGGCCUGCAGGACUAGAGACUAUAAAUCCACAGGAGUCCCUGGGCCCAGGACACAUCUUUUCUACUUCAGUAACUACUUCACAGCCCUUGGGUCUGUGGAUCAAAAAAACUCAGUUUUUCUGGUGUAAAGUCAGAGGUUGACCAGUUGUUUCAAAACGGAAUGAUAUUUAAUAUCAUUACCCUUUGGUUACAAGCCAAAAGGAGUUGAAGCUAAAGGAAAAGAAGGUUGGUAUAAAUAUAAAUGAGACGAUUAUUUAUUUUAUUAGGAGCAUAUAAUAUUUACUGUCAUAAUUCUUUUUCCAUGUGCUGUACAUAGUUCUCAGUGCUUCACAUACACUUUCUCAUAUGUCUUCAUGAUGAUGAUGACAAAUUCCAUUAUUAUUUCUGUUCUUACAAAUGUGAAAUGGAAACCCAGAGAGGUAAGGAUUCUUGACCAAAGAAACUCAGCUGUAUGUGAGGGAAUUGGAAAUCAUAUCCAAGGUGGACUGACUUCACAAUCCACAUAUCCCCCUGCUCCCAGUUUCCCAAAGUGUCAGAGUAGGGGACAAUAGUGACUUAAGUGACUUCUUUCAUUUUUGCUCUUCUUCUUGUCUUGCUAGCUCCUUUCCAAAGAGAAGAGAGUAUCUGAUUUUUUGGUAAUUUCAGUACUUAAACAUCCAAAAAUAUGUAGGAUAGGAAGAAAUCCAAGCAUUCCUAUAGAUAAUUCCCUCCUUCAAAUCCAAACCAGCUCAUAUCAUGUAUUGAUAAGGCAGUUCUGUUUCCCCAGAGCUACAGACUGUGUAAUGUGCAGUUAUUCACAAGGAAUUGUGCUCGGCAUGCAGAACUCUUAAACAGGAGAAAGGACUUGGCAUUAGCCCUCCUUACAGUGACCUCCCAAAGACCUAGCCCAGUGCAAGGCAUAUAGU